AUGGUGGAAAGGUGUGAAUUGCUGGAUCUUGGCGCUAUUGGAAGUAAAUAUACUUGGUUUCGUCGAACAGAUUUGGGCCAAUCCACUUCCAAAAGGCUUGACAGGGCUUUAGAUGAUGUUGAGUGGCGACACCUGUUUCCCGAAGCUGUGAUAGAGAAUCUCCCACGCAUACACUCGGACCACUGCCCACUUCUUCUCCGUUGUGGUGGCUUCGAUGAUACCAGAGGCAAGAGGCCGUUUCGUUUUCUCGCAGCAUGGGCCUCACACCCCCUAUUUCAGGAAGUUAUUGAAAAUGGCUGGAAUCAGGGUGACGGUAGGAUUUUGUCCCGACUGGAGCAUGUUCAGCAAAGGGCCACAGAUUUUAACAAAAACAUUUUUGGGAAUAUCUUCCAACGCAAGCGCACCUGUGAGAAUAGGCUCAAAGGGGUCCAACGUGCCAUUGAGGAAGGGGAGACAAGCAGCCUCUUGCGUUUGGAGAAAGACCUACAACAAGAGUAUGGGACCAUUCUCUACCAGGAGGAGUUGCUAUGGUACCAAAAAUCUCGGGAGCAAUGGGUUCGUUUUGGUGACCGGAAUACACGUUUUUUCCACGCUCAAACUGUGAUUAGAAGGAAAAGAAAUAAAAUACAUGGCCUGGUACUGCCGGAUGGGACAUGGUCGACGGAGCAGGUAAAGCUUGUGGAUGCAGCACAGAGUUUUUUCCAGGGUCAGUUUGCGUCUCCAGCAAUUUCGGACCCAGAAGCUAUCAAUCUCCAAAGUCUCCCUAGGUUAAGGAUGGAAGGGGUAGAAGCACUUUUGGAGCCGGUAACCAAGGAGGAAGUGCGCCUUGCCGCGUUUGAUCAAGGAAUACUGGACUCGCUGGUGGUGUUAAUUCCUAAGGUGGAUUUUCCCAAGCACCUAAAGGAGUUCCGACCGAUCAGCUUGUGUACGGUGAUUUACAAAAUCAUCACAAAGGUGUUGGUGGGUCGUAUUAGGCCCUAUCUUGGUGAUUUAAUUGGCCCCCUGCAGGGUAGUUUUAUUCCGGGAAGGAGCUCCGCUGAUAAUAUUCUUCUAGCACAAGAGGCGAUCCACUACAUGAAGAAGACCAAACUUAAGAAGGGCGCACUAGCUAUGAAAAGUGAUUUGGAGAAGGCAUAUGACAACAUUAGUUGGGAGUUCCUUAAGCGUACCCUGGAGCAGUUUGGUUUCUCAAGUGCCACGGUGAAGCUUAUCAUGUGGAUUGCUACAAAUUCAAAGCUUAGCAUCCUUUGGAAUGGGACUCGCUUGGAUAGUUUUGCGCCAUCUCGAGGACUUCGCCAAGGAGAUCCGAUGUCCCCUUAUCUUUUCUUGCUAUGUAUGGAGAUCUUGUCUUUGCAUAUUCAUGAGCUUGUUCAGCAAGGACUUUGGAAGCCUAUUCACCUUGCUAGAAACAGCACGAGGUUGUCACACCUUCUCUUCGCAUAUGACAUUGUUCUCUUUGCGCACGCCUCUUCAACCCAGGUUCAGGUGGCUUGGUUGCCUACCUCUGUGUGUGAUCGAAUGGACCAAAUAAACAGAAAAUUUAUCUGGAGUUCCAACCCCUCUAAGAAAGGCUGGCAUCUGGUGAAGUGGGGUACGGUGACGAACGUGAAGAGUCAAGGUGGGUUAGGGGUUCGGGAGGCUAGGAUGGGAAACAUUGCGCUACUUGGCAAACUGGUUUGGAAGAUGUUACAUGAGCCUUCCUGUCUAUGGGUUCAGCAGUUCAAGAGCAUCUACUUGAAGGAGACGAAUUUCUUUGAUUAUAAGAUUAAGGGUAAUGUCUCUUUCGCUUGGCGUAGUAUUAUUCGUGCUCGUGAUGUUUUAAAACACGGGUUUUCCUUCCUCCUGCAGCAUGGGGAUUCCUCUCUUUGGUAUAAUGAUUGGGCUGGCAUUGGUGCUCUUUGCCAUUAUGUACCAUAUGUCCAUAUAAGUGAUGUGGAGUUGAAGUUGAAAGACAUUUGGAAUACUGGUUGGCAAUGGAACAAGCUAUGGACAAUUAUCCCGCAGAAAAUUUUGGAUCACUUGAAUCAAAUUGCAGGGCCCACAGGAGUACCGUUCCCUGAUGCUUGGAGGUGGCAGCACCGUCCUGAUGGCCUUUACACAGUGGCAUCUUGCUACUCCUGGCUUAGGGACCAGUCACAUGAAGGCUCUGAUCAGCGGGUUUGGUCUAGAAUCUGGAAACUGCAGAUCCCGGAAAAGUAUAAAUUCUUUUUGUGGCUUUGUCUUCAUAAUGCUCGCAGGUUUACUUGUCAGUUAGCAUCGAGCCCAGCGUGCACCCGUUGCUCUCAUCCGUUGGAGGAUGGCUUACAUUGCCUCCGAGAUUGUCCCCAUUCUAAGGAGAUCUGGUUAAGGUCAGGGUGCGCUUUCUAUACUCUUUCUUUGAAACAGACUUUUGGAAGUGGCUAG
This is a messenger RNA of Lotus japonicus, 2403 nucleotides long. RefSeq lists its product as uncharacterized. The record is from RefSeq and is a predicted model, not a curated record. The transcript has 3 exons. The coding region runs from base 1 to 2403 and encodes 800 amino acids. Lineage: Eukaryota; Viridiplantae; Streptophyta; Magnoliopsida; Fabales; Fabaceae.